AUGGUAGAGACAGAACUGUCGUCCAUUUAUUCCUGUGAUACACAGCAGGAAAAUGCUGUCAGAACACAUAGAACUGCGAAAAAGAUACGAUUAGCGGAUAAUUUGCUCUCCCAACAUGCGAGAAAUAGGCAAUGGGUUGAAGCCCGAAGCUUCCAGGAGUGGAUCGAGGUGUUCAAGGAAUCUGCCUUUUAUGAAGGUUUUGAUGAGCUACAAUGGGGUCAGUUCUUUGUUUGUAUCUAUAAGGAUCCUGCAACGGGUAAAUUAAGCUCAUUGAUUAUUGAUAAAUUAGGAGUAACGCAUUUCAACCCGCUCGAUAUAUCGUCAGAUUCGCAGUAUUAUCCAGCUAUUGAAAAUCUGGAUCCAAAGGACAGGGAUUCCAACGUCAGAAAAUGCAUUGCAGUGUCGUUAUUACAGAAGUUUGCCCAAGCGACUGAGGCAGAGCUUCGGGCCAUUCAGCCGCAAGGGCUGAGGUUUGAUUACGAUCCUACCCAUGCUGGUGAUUUGGCCAGUGGAUGCAAACUUGUCGAGGUCGGGACGCCUGAAAACGUUGGCAGAGCAAUCGUAUCACUCGGUUACUUGCAGCAGAGAUAUGCUCACGGUUCGCUUUUCGACGUUGUUUAUGAGCAAAAACCGUCGACAACCGAUUCGAACAACCGAAUAGUGUUUAACUUGGGCGAACAAUUGGAACAGCUUUUCGAUCCCUUGAGUGAAUACUCGCCAGAGCAGACGGAAUACACAUACAAGCCACCAGAGACCGACGAGGGAUGCGGGGAGGAUGACGCAGAGACAAAGUUGAUCAUAGAUGAAUUGUUCCAGCUGCAGACCGCAUUCACUUUGAAUUUGGUGGAGUUCUUACAAAGUUUCCUGAUCGCUUUGCGUGUGCAAGUAUUGAACAAUGAAAUUGGGGGACUCUCAACGGUGAAGCUUAAUCGACUAUUCCCUCCGACGAUCGAUGAGGUGACGAGGAUCAAUUGCAUUUUCCUUGACUUCCUUAGGUCCGCCGUUCCGUAUGGUUCACUUGAAGUCUUGAAAGCCUGCAGUCUGGCCAUACCGUAUUUUUAUAAGGCUUAUACAAGACAUGAGGCUGCAACCAAGAACUUCAACAAGGAUCUCAAGCUUUUCUUUAGGACGUUCAGGGACGUGAUACCGCACAAAGAUGUUUACACCGAGAUGAAGAUUGAAACGAUAGUUAAAGGUCCCCAAGACAAGCUUGUGAAAAUAAAGUUGAUCAUUGAUAGACUCUUUACCACGAGAAAGUGGGAGUCCAAAGAUUUGCCACAAGCAAAGGAAUACUAUAGAAAUGUGACUGGAACUAUAGACGCCUUCGGAAAGCUCGAAUCGCCGCUAAGUUCUUAUAGCACAAGAGUGUUUACACCAUCGGGCAAGAUAUUAACAGAGCUCGCUAAGGGAUGGCCUGUCGAACUGCAAUACAAGUGGCUCCGGAGGAGAGUAGUUGGCGUAUUUGACAUUGUGGAAGAGACCUGUCAUUCGAAGAGAAUGUUACUAGUCAUUUUCAGCGAUUAUGUUGUUUUCUUGGAUAUCAAUCGGGCUGACGUCUAUUAUAACAAUAAUGGCCGGAAUAGGCCCCAAAUAUCUGACGUACUGAUGAAUUCACUGAUAAAUGAAGUUCCUUUACCUCCCAAAAUACCCAAGCUGACGGUAGCCGAAUAUUGCUUCAUAGAUGAUCUGUUUGUUUCAUCUUUGGAAAAUGGCAGUCUUCGUUUCGAUUCCCUAAAAGAAGAUAAUGCUUUUAGCAUUAUUUGCAGGCCAGCGCCUAACACAGUCUCAAACUCUACUGUGGCGGAGUUAGUGAUCAAAGCCAAGAUUUUAGAGAAAGAGACAGCUUUCCAUUUAUUCAGAGCUUCACAUGACGAUAUUAAGGUUUAUCUUACUGCCCACGAACUUGAGGCCUAUCAAAACGAGAACAUCAAGUCAAAGUUCGCUAUAUUUCUCAACAUGGAUCCAUCGCCAGACUUGCUUCCAAAAUUCAAACUACACUUGGCCGCCUUUCUCAAAUUUACCACAAGCACAUCAGAAGAGCUACUACAAUUGGAUAUUGUGACAAGCGAUGGCAGAAAUCGUUCGACGACUGUUUUGCCAGAGAAAAUAGUUCCUCAGUUGAUAAAUGAAUUGACGACCGAGAUGCCUAUGUGCUAUUCGUCCGUGUGCUCCCCGAUAUUGCCAGAACUUUUGAAGAUAAGCGAAAACUUGAUCAAGAGAAUAGCCGACAGUUCUCGUCAACGCGAUCAUGGGUCUGAAGAUGCGGAUCCUGCAGACAGGGAAACCACCGGCUCCUUCAACCCUGAGCAUGAGAAGAAGAAAUCAUUUGGCACAAUAACAACUUAUAGAAGUCAUGUCAGCGACUUAAAGGACGUCAAAAUUGAGAGCCAAUCAUCUCACAAGCGGGAAACUGUGCGACAGGAAAACCAGCCAACGGCUGCAAAACAGAAGCAGAAGGCGUACAAAGCAGAUCAGCAGCCUUUGAGCGCUAGAAAGAGCAAUUCCAACAAAAGGCGAAGUAUUGUUAACGCUGUGCUACGGCUCUUUGGAGCAAAAAGCCGCCCUACAGAUAAAACAAGGUCUCGCAAUAAAAAAAUGAAAAAGGCUUCCAAAACUAUCAAAGAUCAAGAGAAGACUGUAGGGCCCAUAUCUGUACUAGAAUCUAACAGAAAUGCCAAAGAAGUGAACGCCAUCUCCAACCAACGGAUAACAUCAGUGAUCAGGAAGCCAGAGAACGUUCCACCGACAUCCUCGAUGCAAAGCCCGAACCACGACCGGGAGAAGGUCUCUGAACGCAGCUUCGGAAAGGAAUGCGUCACCAGCGAAGUCCAGAAAAACCCUAAUCAUUUGCUGAUUUCCUCUCGUUUCGAAACUCCGAUAGCACAGACAUCCACCGAUACUGAGCAAGCGGAAAGCCCAAUAAUUGAUUCCAGUCACAUAGCCAUCGAGCAUACAUCCACUGCAGGCCUCUACAUGCAGACUGAUCGCCAAAGCCAAUUGUUUGAUGACGAUCUGUUCGGCGACCUGAUACCAAAGCCUUCAGAGUCUAAAACUUCAGAUGACGGAUCUACAGCUGAAGGCCCAAGAAUGAAUUCCAAUGAGAGAGGUCAGCUUGCAGGCCUUGUCUCUAAAGAGCAGACGGCCUUUAAUCAAGUCGAUUGUAUCGAAAAUUAUGAGAAAAAAUAUCAGGAGCCAGCAGCCACUUCAUCAGGGAAAGACAGCAGUUUGUUCACUGACAAUGAUACGGUUCCGAAUGCGAAAACUAUUGAAGAGUCUGGUACUCCUAGUAAAGCAUUCGCCGACCAACGAAAUACACAAGAUACUAAGGAAUUACUUCACAACAAAUCUGAGCUUCUAGCCACCACCCCAAAACAAACGGUAAGCGAGCCAAAGGAAAGAAUCUUUCCAUCUAUCCCUGUAAUGAGGCCUUCAAAAAUUAGCUUCGACAGGUCCAGCUCAUUCAUUGAAUUAUUUGAGGGUAUGAGACUGGUUCUUGAUGAGUCGGAUGCCCAAUAUAACUGGAAGUGUCUGUCAAAUGAUCUUUCUUCGAACCGUCAAAGUCGUGCGCAAGACUGCGUACCGCACGCUUUUAAAUCCAUUGCCAUGACAACUAACUCCAGUCCUUCAAUAGAUUGCGUUGAGUCGUCCUCCUCGCAAACUUCCGAAGGCCAAAGUGCAACUACCGAAGGUUCACGCAGUAGCUUGACGAAUGAUGCAGCGACGAUAAUAGCCGAAGAAGAGUCAGCAGCCCAGUUACAGGAUGCGAUUUUUCUGGAGAAGGAAGCAGUAAGCGAGAUAAAAGUCAUCAAGGCGGUACCAACCUUUAAACUAGUCAAGGCCUCGCCGACGCGGAUUGUCAAAAGAGCCUCACAGCAUCUUGAAUCCGAAAGCACUGAACAGAGUCUCAGAUAUAAUUUCUCUAUUUCUUCCGACCUCAGCAAAGUGACCGACAAACGAUGGUUCGAACUAAGACUACCGUCGCAGGAUGAUCUUGAGGUUGACGGUUUCUAUACACCCAUCGAGGAACCCAGCCCGAAGUUUGCACAGGAGCAGCGGAACGGCUCUGAAACCUCGAGUCCUUUCGAAUCGAAUGGCAAUGCCAACGAAACAUCCGAGGAGAGCAUAUCGAGCGACGGAAAUAAGCCGAAGGAUAAAGACCCCGUUCUCGAGGACGUCGACUUUAGCUCUUUCCAUGUAACGUUUGAUACUGUGGGAAGCAAGACUGAGGGCUCUCCGGACACCGCCUGUUAUAUCGAGCAAGAGGGCGAUUAUCACUCUUUGAGUGACAGAUUACCAUCGAUGGAUCAUUCCAAGCAAGGGCCUUUAGUUUACCGCUUGCCGGUUUAUCCCCCACAGGAGACUCUACGCUCGUCAGCCUCAGGGUUUUCAACAAAUCUCACUGUACCGGGAGCUUCGCAUGAUGACGAUGAUCCGAUCUGGGUCUCUCCCAGUAAACUCGAGUUCUACGACCUGACUAAUGUUGUAGACACGAAGACACGCUCGCAAACAUUAAAGACGAGAGGAAGUGGUGUGGUUGAUCGUCAUGAGUCGGUAGCUGCUGUAGAGAGGGACGAUCUUGAAAGAAACUCUCUUAGAGAGCUAUCCUACGCGUAUCUAGCAUCGUUUCUGAGCCCGACAGAGUCUCAGGACGUUGACGACGGACCGGUGCGGCUGCAAUUUAAGGAAUGA
Molecule: messenger RNA, 4689 nt
Organism: Torulaspora globosa
Lineage: Eukaryota; Fungi; Ascomycota; Saccharomycetes; Saccharomycetales; Saccharomycetaceae
Gene: BUD3
Product: Bud3p
Exons: 1
Coding region: 1-4689 (1562 amino acids)
Molecular function (GO): guanyl-nucleotide exchange factor activity
Source: RefSeq, a predicted model, not a curated record